Molecule: messenger RNA, 2819 nt
Organism: Puntigrus tetrazona (Sumatra barb)
Lineage: Eukaryota; Metazoa; Chordata; Actinopteri; Cypriniformes; Cyprinidae
Exons: 4
Coding region: 442-1905 (487 amino acids)
Source: RefSeq, a predicted model, not a curated record
GGGGCUUAAACUAAUGUUAUUUUAAGAAACCCUUAAUAACGCGAUUAAGCAGGAUUUGCCGGUGAUCCCCUCUUGACACUUUCUGCCGUCGUGUGUUUGUCAUCCCAGGCGUGUGAGGAGAAGUAGUACGUGUAGUUAAGUAUACACUACGCAUCUUUCAUUUUUCCAGUCGCUAAACUACUGCUUUUAUACGAACGUUCGUUUUUUUCCCCCUUUACGCUCACCGGUCUGUUCUCUGAUUGGCCGCCGCAAGAGACAGACGCGAACGAUUGGUUGAAGAUUUUCCUUAUGUACAGCGCGGACACCUCACUGUACCUCACAGCACUGACACCGUAGAAGCACGUGAACCCGCUGGACUGCUAUCUGAGGGAAAUGCAAUUUCAUCAUAAUUGUUAAAGAACUUCGAAUUCAUAUCAGGGUGGAGGUUUCCAUAAUUUGCAAAUGCCGAUAAGUGACAUGUGGCAAGAUGGCAAUGGCCUCGACACAAUGGGCGAGAUUGACAGUAAUGGCAGCUGUGACAGCGUGGUCAGCUUCAAUUCAUGCUUUAGUGAUGAAAGUUUGGAGUAUCUCUCUGCUGAAGAGAAGGCUUGUCUCAUGUACCUAGAGGAGACCAUUCAGUCACUGGAUACGGAGGAUGACAGCGGCCUGUCCAAUGACGAGGCUGAUCAGCUGCCAGCUCGAGGAAAUGUGGCUAACAAAGCGGCCCGCCUCUCUUCGUCAACGAGACUCAGCAAGCUUCCUUGUCAAGAUGUACCCAAAAGCCAAUUUGAAGGUCCAUUCUCAUCUAGCAGCUUAGAGCAAAAUGACAUUCUGAAUUAUAUGGUUCCUACUCCAUUUGUCCUUGCAAACCGUAACUCACAAAUCCAGUCCAGACCUGAAAUAGCUGCAUCCCAGAAAAAGACGGCACCCAAAGUGGCUUGUGAGUUCAGUCAAGAAGCUCAUCGAGUUCCCUCUGAAAUCAAUGUGGUAGUGAUACCACCUCCGCAUAAAAUCAAAGGCGGUAAAGACACAGUGGAAGAACGACAGAACAAACAUCAGCCAGAGAAUGUGGCACGUCGAGGACCGCUCUCGUAUGAGGCUCUGGUGCAUCUGCGCAAGAGCGCAUCAAUGCGGAGAACCAAUGCCACUGAAGCCAAAACCGAGGAACAGAAGGUAUCUGCUGAUAAAGAUAAUGAGGUAAGCAUCUCUGGAUCCCAAACUCCGACACAGGUCAUGACAGGUAGGAGCUCCAAGCCCGCUCCUCCUCCUGUGGCCCCUAAACCUAAGAUGAAAACCCCACACAACGUCCCAGUGAACCAGGAAGAAACCUCCAACGCUAAGAUCGACUCAACCAUGCCUUACUCAGGAGUAUUGACAGCGGAUAAAUUAAUGAACCCAGAGAAAGUAAGAGUGGAGGCUCUCUGCAAGCUGGGUCUCCUCAAGGAGGAUACAAAGAACCCAAUCUGUCAACGACUAAAGCAUUCAGAGUCCCCUGCAAACUUGGUGCAAAUCCAGACCACAAAGGAAUGUCCUGCUCCAAGUGUUCCUGCAAGACCUGGAAAACAAAUAAAUCAGCCAGUGCAAACUUGCAGUCCUCUCCACCAAAGGUCUGUGAGCGAUCUUUCGGCAGUUUCUUCUUUUCCACAGCAUGCUGUUAUGACUUCAACCAGGAAAUCUGCCCCACUGGAACGCACUGGGAUGGGACUGUCAGAAUCUAACAUCACAGUCUUAAAUGCAAUUUCUCAGAAGUCAAGUUCUUCUACAGUAGGAACCAAAAGCCACUUUACAGAACCUUUUAAUGAAUCGACAUCCAUUAAAGCAGAAUUGCAUGCAUCAUCUCACUCCAAAGGCUUAAAUGUGCCGGUUCCCAGCAUCGGAAGAGAUCGGAGAGAGGCACUGCGAAAACUAGGAUUGCUGAAAAACUGAGAAUUUGUUGACUAUUCUCUCCAGUCGCGAUGCAUCAAAUAAUGCUUCUGUGUCUACGCCUCUUUUUCCCCCUUGAGUGAGAAUACCAUUACAACAGCCAUUUAUGAGCACUGUUCAUUCUCACAGUGCAAUAUUUAAAUUUUUUUUUAAAACAAAAAUCACUCUGUAGCCAACUAAGAUUUGGGUAUGGAGAUAACAUUUAAGUUCAUGAUUUUUAGUAGUAGUGUAUUAUCAUCGUUUGUUGUUUGCUUUUGCCAUCUGAAGAAGUGUUUGGACCACAGACUCUAUGGUUUGGGCCCAGAAACUGUGACAUAUGAUGUCUGACUUAACAACCAAAUAAUAAAAGUGGAGUGUGCAAUUUUAUAAUGUUCAAAAAAGACACCGGUUCCUCAGAAAAUGUAAAAAUAUAAUCAGCUCAACCAAUGGUCUUUAUUUUUGCAAUUCCGCACUAAAAUUGCACAAUUCACUUUUAACAAUUUCAAGUAAUACAAUGUGGGACUUUACCUUUAGUCCAUUAAUUGCUUUUUCUAAAUAGUGACUACAACACCUGGAUGCCUUUGCCGAUAUUACAGUAUGUUUACUUUUCCAGGUGAUCCUAGUAACUUACUAGACCUAAGUAGAUGCUCAUAAAUCAUGCCUCUUUUGCUAAUCAGUCGCUUCAGAAAAUCACUUCCUGUUUUUUUUUUUUCCAAAUACAAUCAAGUAUAUCUGCUUCACCAGAGACUGCUGAACCUGAGGAAGCCAGGCUUCCAAAGAUCAGCUAUCAGUCAAACUCCUCAUUUUACACGCCGGUCAGUGAGAUCUGACACAGCACUUCAGUGGAUUAGCGCAUUAUCUUGAGUUGCAACCAACAGACUGGCGUUCAUGUUACCUGGCCUCUCAGAUUCAUCUGUCAUUAAAGUUCUUUAUCUCGC